UGACCUGACUAUGGUUUGUGGAAAUGUGUUGGAAUCGAGUCCUUGUUUUUCAAGCCUCUGACUAACUGAACUAAGUCUUUUAUAUCGGAAUAUAAACAUCGACAUGUUUAUUCGAAGUUUGUUAAUAGUUAGACGAGGUGGAGUCUGUCCAGAGAGAGUGUCCAGGUGUGUAUAAAAAGAGAGAGUUAAUGUGGUGGUGGUUGUAGGAUGCCCCGCCGGAAGCGCACAGCGGAUCAAGACGGAAGAAGAGCCAAAUUCAGUAAAGUGGAGAAUUAUGAAGAGACUCUGGUCAUAUCUGACUCUGAACGUGAAGAGGUAAAUGAGGAACAAUGUGCUGUUAAAACAUCCACUCGGGCAGCUCGAUGGAGACGAAGGGAAAAUGAUUCUCAGCUACAAGAGAUGACAGAAGAUGAGAUGCUGGACCUGGCGAUGAGGCUGAGUGCUCAGGAAGCAAACAGUGCUGCCCAGAAACAACACCUGGAAGACGACGACAUACAAAAAGCCAUCGUGGAGAGUCUUAAUGACCGCAGUGUUAAAUCAUCAGUGCGUUGGUAUGAAGCCACCAGCUCUUCAGCUCAACAACAGCAGAGCGAAACAAAAGUGAAAUCACAUUUAAGACGGAAGCUUUCCUACCCAAGCCAAGGUGGAGCACUCCAUGGAAAAGAGAGUCCUGCUGCACAGGAUGGCGACAAUAAGCGGGAAACCACCAGUCCACUGCCAGAAAUGCCUGAUCUGUCACAGACGACCACCCCACAUCAUUCGAGUAAUUCAGCUCUGCUCUCUGGGCCUCAUGCAGCCUCUCAGCAUGUCCAUGAGUCCUCCCAGGAUAAGACCUCAGAUAGUCAGCCACUCAUCAGAGACUCUGUGGAGGAUGAUCUCUCUCAGUCUGUCUCGCAGUCCCUGUGUUCCCCUGUCUUCCCCCAGCAGGGCAGCUUUAUUCGCCUGCCUUUAGUAUGUGUGGAGAAACUGAGUCAGGACCACAUCAAGGCCAGCACAGACUCAAUAAACCACCUUAACACACAGGGCAGUGCUGUCGGCUCCACUUGUCCUGACAGAUCUCAGUCCACACAUCAGGGCUCACCCAUUCCCAAAAGCCCUGUCUUCACUCAGAAUGACUUCAGAAGAAAAACUGAUUUGCUAGAGGUCAAAGAUGGCCAUAUCACAUCAGAAGAGAAUGAAGGCAAUACUCAAAUACCUGAUGAAGAUUCACCAGCAUCUCUAAACCAUAAAGGUUUGUCUGCCAGGAGCACCGAUUCAGAUAAAUGCCUUUCACCUUCCAGAGGAUCCCAGCCAUCAAACCCAAGAUGUGUGUCAAUAAAUUACAAUGCAGAUGUCACUGUAAGAAGUAAAACUCACGACUUGAAGCAAGUGAAGGACCAGAUUACUCUAGAUGAGAACGUAAAAGCUGACUCUGAAAGAGCUUCAAACACUCAGUCUUGGCAUGGGUUUGCUAGUCACAUGGUCUUACAUUUAACAGAUGAUGAUGAUGAAGAUGAUGGUAGCGAAGAGGUUCACUCCCCGAGCCCGGUCUUCCACCAGGAGACAGUUUCACUGCCAGCCCAGAACAAGCUUUCCCCAACCCAACCCUGCAUCUCUCAAGCUGCUGUCACCCUCAGUCCUUCCACGAAAGACUCACAGAUGUCCCAGCCUGCCCUGGAGGAGGACUCAAAAACAUCUAGAGGCCCAGCAUCCAAACCCUCUGAUUGCAAAAGUCCACAUACUGCAGUGGUGAAGGGAGAUUGUACUGUGUCAUACUACUGGGGAGUUCCUUUCUGCCCCCAGGGUCAAAACCCAGACGACUACACACGUGUGAUCAUGUGUCAGCUGGAGGUGUAUGAGAAGACACUGAAGGAGGCCCAGCGAGAGCUGCUGCGUAAAGCAGAGUGGAGUCCGCCAGUGUUACCUGGUUCAUCAGAGAGGCCGUUUGGCACAAGGAGAUGGAAGCACCACAGAGAUCUGCAGAUGUCAGAGGAUGAGGAGGAGAAGGAAGAAGAGGGGGAGAAGGAAAACAACAGAAUAGAAGUAGAGGGAGAGGAGGAGGAAAACAGGGAGGAGUCUGUGGUGGGAUCAGAGGAGGCUGCUAAGUGUGGACAGGGUGAAACUUAUGUGGUGCUGCCUUCUCCUGAGACUGAAGAUGAAGAAGUGCAGCAUAAAUCAUCUUUCUUUAGCCAAGUGGAGCCCACGCCUGGAUCUAAACAUUUCAGGAAAGAUACAUCAGAUGAUGCUCAAAAACAGCAUCCAGAUGAGCAAGAGGAAGAGGAUGCCAAGAAUCAUGAGGGUUAUGAAGAAGAAGCGACAGUUUGUCCAGAAACUCAGAUGACUGAAAGCAGCACACCAGAGCUAAUGGUGACAAGUCCUGACAGUCCCACACAGCCUCAGUCUCGUGCUGACAGCGAGUUGAUGGUGGGGGAUGGAGGAGCUCCUGCAGCAGAGGAGGUGGUGAUGGAGCAGGACAGUGUGCCAGCAGAGGCCACACCUCCUGACAGUCAGAGGAUGGAGUGUCCCAUGUGCUCAAAACUCUUCCCUCUUAGCAGGAUUGAGGUGCAUGCAGCCUACUGUGAUGGUGAAGCAGAGGACCAAGACCAACAAGAAGAACAGUCACAAGUUGUUUCCUUAAGGAAGCGGACCAGAAAAGAUGUGACACAGGAGACUCGACACAGAUCUGGGAACAGAUCAGCAAAGAUGGAGAAGUGCUUUCUGUGUCAGGGGUUCUUUCCACCUCAGGAGUACCCGGAACAUGUCGAUUUGUGCUUAAAAAAGAGAGACUCAAAAACCAAUCAGGGAAACGGCCUGCUUUCUGCUCUCGACCAGACAGAACGGAGACAUAUUGGCAGUGAUGAUGCUGGACCAUCUGAUAUUUCUAUAAAGAGCAACUGUGGCCUUUCAGAUCCUGCAGUGAUGGGUGCAUCUGGAGGAAGUGUAGAAUGCUCUGCGAUGACUUCCGCUCCCAGUAAUGCCUUCACUCCCCUAGCAGAGGACACCGACUGCCUUAUUGACUCCUCUAAGAACAGCCAAAGACUUGCAAGAAAGAGAAAAUUCAAAAGAUAGUGCCAGCAUGCUUUUAGGAACACUCAUGUCUGUCCUUUUUCAAAGCCUCUCCAUUUGUUUGAAUUUUUAUAAUUGAUGUGUACAAUGCAUAAAUUAAUCUAUUUAAAGUCUUUGUUGUCUUACUGAUGUUUAUUAAAUGAAAUUGCCCUUUUUGAUGGGCUAAUGACAUGUAUUAAAUGUGUCUCUUGAUUGUUUAUUACCAAGAUAAAAAUGAAAUAAAAUGUUUCUCAUUCUGCUUUCAGAUUCAUGAAAGCAUGAAAAAAAGAAAAAUAAUUUAAGGUGAUAAAGA
Messenger RNA from Myxocyprinus asiaticus (Chinese sucker), 3337 nucleotides. RefSeq names its product BRCA1-A complex subunit RAP80-like. Gene Ontology annotation, biological process: double-strand break repair; positive regulation of DNA repair. The coding region runs from base 208 to 3048 and encodes 946 amino acids. Gene Ontology annotation, cellular component: BRCA1-A complex. The transcript has 18 exons. The record is from RefSeq and is a predicted model, not a curated record. Gene Ontology annotation, molecular function: K63-linked polyubiquitin modification-dependent protein binding; histone binding. Lineage: Eukaryota; Metazoa; Chordata; Actinopteri; Cypriniformes; Catostomidae.